UCCCUUCGUAGUUUGUAAGUUUCUACCCACGGCUACUUAUUGAGCUUCUUCAACCAUCUUCACUACGCUCACAAGACUAGCUAAUACGGAACUCUUGGUGGAAUAGUAGUAAGAUGUCUGCAGGGAUCAUUGCAGUUUCAGUUGCCGUGUCCGGCCACGCCGGAUUGAAAACUGUUUCGACAAAAAUGUUUUCACCGAAGACAUCCAUUGGAUGGGGUGGGAAAGUGGUUUCAAAUGGAUCCAGAACUCAUUGCAUGAAGACGUGGAAUCCAAUCGAAAACAAGAAGCACGAGACACUGUCAUACUUACCACCUCUCUCAAACGAAUCCAUUGCUAAGGAGAUCGAUUACAUGCUCUCUAAAGGAUGGAUCCCAUGCCUAGAAUUCGAUGAGGUUGGGCAUGUAUAUCGAACAAACAGCCAGAUGCCAGGGUAUUACGAUGGAAGGUAUUGGACAUUGUGGAAGCUACCGAUGUUUGGUUGCACCGAUGCCACUCAAGUUCUGAACGAGAUGCAGGAGUGUAAGAAGACGUAUCCAAAUGCAUAUAUACGUUGCUUGGCUUUUGACAAUCAGAAACAGGUUCAGUGCAUGGCUUUUAUCAUUCAAAAACCCUCCUCUUCUCUUUUACUUAAUUAAGGUUUUCAACGGGCAACAGAAACCAGGUUCAGUGAGAAUGGUUUUUUGUUGUUCAAAAACUUAUUAUCAUCACCAAAACCAUUUUACUGCUAUUUUCAUUUAUUCUCUUGUAUAAUAAGGUGUAGGUGACUUCGUGAU
This is a messenger RNA of Papaver somniferum (opium poppy), 773 nucleotides long. Its product is annotated as ribulose bisphosphate carboxylase small chain clone 512-like. Lineage: Eukaryota; Viridiplantae; Streptophyta; Magnoliopsida; Ranunculales; Papaveraceae. The record is from RefSeq and is a predicted model, not a curated record. The transcript has 3 exons. The coding region runs from base 114 to 635 and encodes 173 amino acids.